Molecule: messenger RNA, 2993 nt
Organism: Rhineura floridana
Lineage: Eukaryota; Metazoa; Chordata; Lepidosauria; Squamata; Rhineuridae
Gene: AP5B1
Product: adaptor related protein complex 5 subunit beta 1
Exons: 3
Coding region: 177-2900 (907 amino acids)
Biological process (GO): endosomal transport
Cellular component (GO): AP-type membrane coat adaptor complex; lysosomal membrane
Source: RefSeq, a predicted model, not a curated record
UCCCUGCUCAGCCGCUGCUCGGGUUCCCUCUAGCGGCAGGAUCGUCCGGAAGGGGAAGUCGGAAGGCCAGCCGCUUUGCCCAGGCCCGGAGAUCAGCUGAGCGGCGCCUGCUGCAAUUGCAAAGAGGAGGCGACGAGGGGGCCGGCGCUGCCCGGGGGUGGAGUCUCAUCUCGGCCAUGGGGUCAAAGAGUGGGGAUUGCUGGGCCAACACCCUUGCUUCGUUCCGCUUGGGCCCCACGGCUUUCCUCUUGGCCCAUGGGGCCAGCGACACCUUUGUGGCUGAGCUGUUGCGGGAGCUCCGGGGCGAGAGGCUGGGGGAGCAGCUCAAGAUCUCCAUGUUGACGCUCCUCUUGGAAUAUCCCACCCUGCUGUGCCCAGACGCCAAGGUAGGGCAAGAGGCUGCGGCAUCCCUCCUCUCCCUCUUUGCCCAGCUGGGUCCCUCAUCCAAGCACUCGUGUCUACGGUGCCACCUGCUCUUUGCCACGGGGACGGUGCUGGUGGCCACAGACGCCUUCAGCGAGAGCUGCCAGACUGCCCAUGAGUACCUCUUCCUGUUGCUCCACCUGGCGUCUGACCUUAACGACCGCCACGGGGGAGCUGCAGAGCGGCCAGUGCGAUCGGCCGCUUGUGAGUGCCUGCGGGAGCUCGAGAGCUGCUACCCCGGGCUCCUCUCUCGGCGGCUGGAGAUCCUGCGUUCCUUACAACACCAGGAGGCGACCCCAGCCCACCAGGGCUACACACUGCUCUACGGCCUGGCUUUGAGGAACGCCAUCUUGCGGUUGGCCCAGGGCGGCCUGGAGACUCUGGGGGAAAUCCUGGCAGGCAGUGAGGGCCUGGUGUGGGAGGCUACAAGGGAACCAGGGGAGCUCCCUCUGGCUACCUUCGACCAGCUGUCCCUGCUGCCCUCGCCGGGUGACGUCAAGGACCUCAAAACGGUGGUGUCGGCUCUGCUGGACAGCUCCUACCUCCUGUCCUCCGUAGCCCAAAGCCACCUCCUAUGGCAGCUGGCCCAGGCAGCAAAUGUUGUGCGCACCCAGUCGCCCGCCGUCUUCAAAGCCCAGCUUGUACGCCUUUUUGGCACGGCAGAGGUAGAACUUCAGCACGCCAUCUUGCAGCUCAAGUCCCUCUUCACCGACAGCCUGUUCACCUCUGAAGAUGAAACAUUCCUGCUUCGCCGCCUGGUGGGGCUAGCCCAGCACCCAGCUCUGCCCGCCCCGGUGAAACUCUUCCAUCUGGACUGCCUCUUGCACUUCCCUGAAAACCGGCCACUGGGCUCGGGCACGGAUGAGGGGUUGCCAGUUCUGCUCACCCCUCACACCACUUCCGGCCUCUUUCCUGGCCUCUUCCAAGACCAGGGCACCGUCUUGGCCCGGCUGAACCUGCUGUGUCUAGUGUGUGUAGAGAGUGAGGGGCCCAUCGCCGAACGCGCAGUGAGCUACCUCUUGGAGCAUGUGCUCACCCUCGGGGGGCUGGUGUCCAGGAGAGGUGGAGUGGAGGCCACCCGGCUUUUUUUCCAGGCAGCCUAUUUAUUUGCCCGCUACUUUGGCUCCCGAGUGCAGCCCAUGGUGGAGGUGACCCAGUGCCUGUUGGACCUCUACCGUCAGAAUUGUGCUCUGGCACCAAACCUUAUCAACCUUUUAGAUGAAGCAUGGCGGGCUCCGGAAGCAGGUGGCUGGGCUGGCCCUCUUGCCCAGGCCUUACAAGAGCUCGUUGUGGGUGUUCCCUUGCAAGAGGAGGACUUGGCUUGGCACCUGAAAGUCUUGGCCCGAUUGGCAAAGGAGAAGGACAUCCCUCAAGGGAGCACCAUGCAGUUUCUCAGUCGUCUGGUGGCCUCAGGGCGACUCGGAGAUUGGCGCUCGGGGCAGAUCCUCCUGAGCAUCUGCCGUAACUUGAUGCAGCUCCGCCCGCUUCCUGCUCCAGGCCACCUGGCUGACCUUCUGCAGGCUGUGUCGCUCAGCCACCUGGACGUGGAUGUGCAGGACCGGGCUCGGUUCUACUACACCCUGCUGGCAAACCUCUCCAGCGAGAAGCUCGGGGCUGUGCUGGCUCCAGGAGGUCCCAUCAAGUCCCGGACACUCUCCUCCUCCAUUGUGGCCGAUAGCGAGAGCUUUGUGGCCGCUCUGACUGUGCAUCCAGCCGAGCGAGCCCCCUUGCAGCUGCAGCGGGUGGGGGCCAGCAGCGACAUGCCUGUGGCCCCUCACCCCGAGCAAGAUGUGGAGGGCUAUUGCCAGUGGUUGUUGGAGCCCCGUCCUCCCUUGCAGCUCAAUUUGACGUACCAACUGGUCCACACGGGUCCGUCCAGCCCCCGCUAUGAUCUCCUGCUCUGCGUGAUUCUUCGUUUUGCGUGCUCAGACCGGUACUAUGAGCCUGUCCCAGAACUGUGUGUGCCCUGCCUUUCGGCGUCCCGCCCCCCUCGGAUGCUGACAUUAACCCUGCAGCCACGGUGCCCCUACCCGACGCGGCUGGACGUCUCUGCCCUGUACACAACGCAGGAGGGCCUCACCCAUUGCAGCCGGCUGGAGCCGUUGGAGGUAGCCUUCUCUGAUCUUUUCAUGCCCCUGUCGCUACCUCUCUGGGCUUUAGACAAGCGGCACCGUCUCUUCAGCGCCCUCUGGGACCGGCUUCACCCCGAGGGCAACGAAACAGGUGCCGAGAGCCUCACCGUCUGGCCCGUGACCCCGCAGUCCCUGGUGUGCCUGGUGCAUGAUCACUUUGCCCGGUACGUCCUAGCGGAGCAGUCAGGCUGCUAUGAAAUCGGCAUGGCUCUACCUCCUCAGUAUCACAUUCUGCUUCAGGUGCAGAGCGCGGAAGACGUGGCCCGGGUGGGCAUUCGCACGGACAACUGGAAACUGUUGCCCUUGCUGAACAAGUACUUGCAACGUCUCAUGGAGACCAGAUGAAGGCACGGAUUGUGGGCAGUGUGAAAAGAGUACAGGGGUUCGCCUAUCAAACAUCUUUGUGGACCCCAAAUAAAUGCUUUUCUGUUUUUGCAA